AUGUAUCCCGACGAUUUGAAAGAUUGUGCAUGGCUACCCAUCAAAACACUAAUGUGGCAUAAAACAAAACGAGGACUGAGUACUAUUGGAUAUACACAGCUAACGGGAAGUUUUCUUUUUUCCAAAGAUAUCUUUCCGAACGAACAUUUCGGUUUUAAUAGACGCAAAUUCAUUGUCAGCUUAUUACCAUGGAAGCCGUUUAUCGUUCAUGAUAUUAAAACAAACAACUAUACAGGAUUUUCGAUGGACCUUCUUCAGGAGCUUGCCAAUGAAUUGAAUUUUACGUAUGAAUUGACAUCCCCACCAGAUGGGCAAUGGGGUACAGAGACACCAAAUGGUUCAUGGACAGGGUUGGUAGGACAACUUCAACAACGGGAUGUAGACAUAGUGGCUGCUCCUUUGACAAUACAGACAGACAGGGAAAACGUUAUAGAUUUCACAUAUCCAUAUUUCUAUGAACCAUCCGUUAUCCUAAUGAAAAAGCCUGAUCCAAAUUUAACCAAAUGGAGAACACUGAUAGAUCCAUUCAGUACUACUGUCCUGUUAUGUAUAUUUGUUUCCUUGCCAAUUUUAUCACUCUUCCUUUUCUUCUUCGAAAAGUAUAAUCCAUACUACAGAACAGUAGAGGACAGGAGUAAAGUGACAGGAUUGCAUCAUUUUUCAGACUCUUUUUGGUAUAUGUAUGGUGCUUUAUUGACCCAAGGUGGUGCACAUAUGGCAGAUUCGUCAUCAGGCCGAACACUUUUAAGCUUUUGGUGGAUAUUUUGUAUAAUUAUGAUGGCUACUUAUAGUGGUAACCUAAUUGCCUUCCUGACAGUGACAAAAGACAAACUACCUUUCACAGAUCUGUCAGGACUUGUUGCACAGGAUAAAUAUAAAUGGGGAAUACAAGGAGGAGCUAUUUUUGAACAAAUUUUCAAGACAUCGGAAAUACCGGAGUAUAAAAAAAUAUGGAGUGGAGUUGUAGAGUACAAUAAAACUGACACAAGAGUCCUGAGUUAUAUAGGUGAUGAACAUAUAGGCAAAGUACUAGAAGGAAAUUAUGCGUUUAUAGUAGACAAAACGUUCUUUGAUAUGACCAUGAUCAAUAAUUGUGAUUUGGCCAUGACUUUAGCUGAAGUACUCCAAUUACAGUAUGCCAUGGCACUACCAAAUAAUUCACCAUUUACAAAGAUUUUUACUGACGAAAUAAUUUCAAUACAUGAAAGUGGAUUACUUCAGAUAUGGAGGUUGAGACAUUGGCCAAAACCUGGAAAUUGUAAAGAAUCUCUUCUUAAAGAGUCUAAUGCCAUAACACUUAUAGAUGUUCAAAGUGCGUUUUAUUUGAUAGGAAUUGGCAUCUUUGUGGCUUCAUGUUCCUUGUGCAUGGAGUUUUUAAAACAGAAGUACUGUAAAUGGAGAGAAAAAAUUGGCAAGGGGAAAGAAAAACCUCAAACAAUUAGACAUGUGAGCACAAAACCGAAAUAA
Molecule: messenger RNA, 1467 nt
Organism: Mytilus californianus (California mussel)
Lineage: Eukaryota; Metazoa; Mollusca; Bivalvia; Mytilida; Mytilidae
Product: glutamate receptor ionotropic, kainate glr-3-like
Exons: 7
Coding region: 1-1467 (488 amino acids)
Biological process (GO): monoatomic ion transport
Cellular component (GO): membrane
Molecular function (GO): glutamate-gated receptor activity
Source: RefSeq, a predicted model, not a curated record